Desarmillaria tabescens is the source of this 1927-nucleotide messenger RNA. RefSeq lists its product as uncharacterized. The coding region runs from base 19 to 1521 and encodes 500 amino acids. The record is from RefSeq and is a predicted model, not a curated record. The transcript is spliced from 7 exons. Lineage: Eukaryota; Fungi; Basidiomycota; Agaricomycetes; Agaricales; Physalacriaceae.
AUGUGUCAUAGGUCCGGUAUGCAAGGACGGGACAGUGACGUCGUAUUGCAGGCAUGGCAAGCACAUCUCAAGUACGAAACCCUUCCCGAAGUUACCAUCGCUGCCGGGAGAGCGCCCUCGUUAAUUGAGGUCCCGAAGCAGCGUGUCUACACUGGUAGAAUGCCCCUAAACGCCACACUCGGAACUUCGUACACCAUGGACGCCGCCCUAUCCUCUCUUCUCGAAACAUUUAUAUCGAACAAUGAUGACUUCGGCACCACCUAUGGCCUUGUCCGCCCACUAUGGAGCGCCUUUAUUGAUGAUCGCAUAUGCAACCCGCAGAUGCCGCCUCGGCGCCUCUGGGAUCUAUACAGUAAUCGAGUGGUGCCCCAAUGGAUUGCUCCAGAAUUUCGUUGGAGAGCGCCAUGGGCUAUAUCGCACGCUUGGAUGAACAUCAACGACCGCAUUGAUGUAUUGACGCCCAUCAAUGGUAACGAAUGGCCUGUGCCAAUCCCAAAAGAUGCCGAUCUGGACCUUGUUCGCAUUGAGAUGCUGAACUUGGGAGCGGAGUACGUAUGGUUAGAUGUUCUUUGUUUACGACAGCGAGGCGGACGAGGGGAGGAUAUUCGUGGAGAAGAGUGGAAGCUAGACGUGCCCACUAUUGGACGCGUCUAUCGCAUUGCCGAGAAAGUAGUGUGCUAUUUCAGUGGGCUAGGGAGACCUUUGAGUUUUACUGCGAGCGACUUCGAGAGUGAUCGAUGCUGGUUCAGACGUGCUUGGACGUUACAAGAGAUCAGCAGCCAGUGGAUUAUUGGCGGGGAUAUGGGCGAUGAGAAACAUUUAGACGAGGACGUGCGGGUGAUAUUACAGGAGCAACUGACGUCCUUGGAAAAUAUCAUGCCGAUUACGGGUACCCAAUGUACCGACAAUGUGUUUGCUGUGGUGGCGCACAUGCAAAAACGGGUAUCGGAGAAUCCUGCAUGUCUUCUGGAGUCGACAGGCUACCGGCAUACUAUGAAAUGCAGUCUCUCGAGGACGCUUGGACAGCGCUAUUUCGAGGGCAGUUGCUCCUCUGGUAUCCUGAACCAGGGAAGGGACAUAGAAAAUGGAGACCAUCAUGGGAAGCAGAUCAUGACUGAGGUCCUACCAAUACAUGAGUCUCCACUAAGGGAGGAUGUUCAUCAGGAUGAAGAAACGGACAACGACUGGUACGAAGGUGUUAAUAUUGAGAAGGGCUAUGUGCGUGGAUUAGCCAUGGGAACCAUGGAACGAAGGGUGCGGCGAGGAGAAUUGGUCGUCCAAGAUAACUCCGGGACAAACCAUACGUUCAACAUCAUCGCAACCCACCAAUAUCCAAUCCCUGAAGACUUUUACACCUUGAUAUCCGGAUACUGGGAGCUGGGAUACUGGGUUGUUGGUCGACGAGUUCCAGAUCAAAGAUUUCAGAAGGUAUCAACAUUCAGAAUGUCCGAAGAAAUUGAAGGUCUACAGAAGCUGGCGAAACUUGGAGUUGGUAAAUGGUCGAAAAAUCGCCUUAUUUGAUUGAAUUGGAUUCAUAUUGGGCCCGGAACUGUUCAAAGGGAAAAAACCCGCAGUCAUUAUUUGUGACUCCUGCUGCUACCACAGCGUGUCCUGUAUUGCAUUCAAGGCUUAAGUAUCUUACCCAGGCAGCAGUCCUGAGCGCUGAAUCCCAUCUCCUUUGGUUAAUGAAGCAUUCCAUAAGCCACUAGAUGUCCUCUAGCUUAAUGGUAUACGAGCACUCGUGAUGAGCGCAGCGCCAGCAACAUCUCGCAGUUGCUAGUAGUCCCGGUCAUUUGUGAAAGCGCCACAUAUAAAUAAUCGGAUGGUGUCGACAAAAAAAGGUACUCUAAGUUAGAGCGCCAUUGAUAUAUAGUAAGGUCUGCGAUAACAAGCCCAUACAGUGAGUACGUGUCCCGGGAGAGAAAAG